AUUCAAUAAGGUGUGGAGUCGAGGGACAAACAAGAUUCCACGUAGAAGUAUCGGCCAGAGACCGUCAUUUUUGAUCUCGACGGCCACGAGUACGAGCAAAGAAAACUAAUAAAGAAUUCGUAGCAGUAAGAUAACUUUGAUGUUCUUUUGUCGGUGUAUACACAGAGGCCACUGAUAUCUUCGUUGAGAGCGAUUGAUCGACAAAAAUCGGAACCCUAACUAAUUUUCUGAUACGAAUCAUACGCGUAUAUGUUACAUGUUCAAGAUUCGUUGCCGUUUUCAUCAUCAGGAGGCAAUUUCAUCGUCGGUUCAUCUACUUGUGAAACUGAAAUGGAAGAAUCUGGAACACACUCAGCAUCAACAACAGGCAACUUGUUAGUUUCAGAUAAGGAAGGAAACAGUUUGACCGUACGCGAUGGACCACCGACCGACGACUGUUGCCCUAUCUGCUUCGGCUCCUUCUCCGCUCCAUGCCGUGGUCCUUGUGGUCACUGGUACUGCGGUGGUUGUAUCAUGGAGUAUUGGAACCAUGUCGCUGCAUUUCAGCCUUGCAAGUGCCCUAUGUGCUCCAGUCCAAUUACCAAAUUGACCCCCGAAGCAACAUUAUCUCAACAGCAGGAUGCAGGGAUCCGUGAUGUUCUCAAGAAUGUUAAACAGUACAACUGCCUUUUUGCUGGUGGUGCUUGCGGUUUCAUUCUGCAAGUGCUUCAGUUGCCUUUAUUUGUCAAGAGAUUGCUUCAAGCAAUGAUGGAUCCUGAUAGACCUGUUGCUUAUCUUAGCAGAUUGCGUUUAGUUGCAGUGUUUCUUGGUGCUCUUUAUACACUUAGCCCUUUUGACUUCCUCCCAAGAUGGAGGUACCUUGAUGCUAUAGACUUGUUUGAUUGCUCUGCUAUUGUACUAUCGUUUAGCUUGUACUUUGUUGGACUUUACACACGAAGAAGACGACUAAGAAAUUUACGCCAGCUGGCACAGUCGUUGUUGUCUAUGUGGAUCGCUGGUGAUGGCGUUAUGAUGUGCCUACCCCCUCGGUUAAGGGCUGUUAUGGGCGUGUUCACAGUGGUGGUAACAAAUGGCAACAGAUGGAGGCAAAGAGAGACAGAUCGGAGAAACACAACAGGUAAAGGGUGUUUGGCUGUUGUUGUUCGACCGGAAGGAAGAGAGACGAGAAAGAGAAGGGUCGCCGUUCUUUUCUUGUUGCUGGAGGAUCACCCACCUCUGGUUCAUAUAUCCACCUACACCCGAUUCGACAACCCCAACUGCAGCGUGCGACGUGUCCAGAUACAUCCCCUCUGUGCUUGCUUCGUCAAACCAACGCCAUUCCAUCAAUCCUCCCUCAUCUUCUCUCUCUCUCAAACCCUUCGCCGUGUUGAAGCAAAAUUCAUCGAAACUGUUUCAUUUUCGUCCAUCAUCAUCACGCUUCGAUUGGUCUCCGGAAGGUCUUGGCUCUUGUUGCUGUCACUGUUAGGAUUUGGGUUUGUACCUCACUCUUCGCAUAGUAAUCAAAUAGCCAACGACACUGUAUCCUUCCAGAUCGAUACGAGUUUUCGAAAUUCUUCCAACCACCUUGUUUCCGGUGUUCCUCUUCAAUUGAUGGAGCAACAGACCACAACCGAGAGCAAAAACGUCGAUUUGAAUGAGAAGCACCAGCAAACGAACACAGGGAGCAUGGAUUUGAAUGAGGAGAGCAGAGAUGGAGGUGAAGACGACGGCGAAAGAGAUGUUGAGGAGUUUCGGAUUUUGGGGCAUUCUAUGUGUUUAAAAAGGCGAAGGGAUAACAAUAUCCCCAGCUGCGCCACCACUGAUUCAGCUUCAUCUCAGACGUUGUCAAAACGGUGUCAUACAGAGCAAAACAGGCACCCUCAAAGUCUUGAGUCGCGUAGACAAGCUGUUCGAGCAUGGGGAAACCAGUCCCUUCAGGCUGCUGAUCCUGAUAUAUUCGACAUAUUGGAAAAAGAGAAGCAUAGACAAUACAAAGGGAUUGAACUAAUAGCAUCUGAAAAUUUUGUUUGUAAAGCAGUUAUGGAAGCUUUGGGGAGUCAUGUCACAAACAAAUAUUCCGAAGGCAUGCCAGGAUCUAGAUACUAUACUGGAAACCAAUACAUAGAUGAGAUUGAAACUCUUUGUUGUCAACGAGCUUUAGUUGCAUUUGGUCUUGAUUCAGAGAGCUGGGGAGUAAAUGUUCAACCCUAUUCUUGUACAUCUGCCAAUUUUGCAGUGUAUACUGGUUUGCUGUCUCCUGGUGAUAGAAUUAUGGGGUUGGAUACCCCUUCUGGAGGGAAUACAAGUCAUGGGUACUAUACACCUAAUGGAAAGAAAGUUUCAGGGGCUUCAAUUUUCUUUGAAAGCCUUUCUUACAAGGUUAAUCCACAAACAGGUAUUAUAGAUUUUGAGAAGCUUGAAGAAAGGGCCCUGGAUUUUCGCCCAAAGAUUCUUAUCUGUGGUGGGAGUUCAUAUCCUCGUGAAUGGGAUUAUUCUAAAUUUAGACAGAUUGCUGACAAAUGUGGUGCAGUCUUGAUGUGUGACAUGGCUCAAAUCAGUGGUCUUAUUGCUGCCAAGGAAUGUGCUAGCCCUUUUGAAUUUUGUGACAUUGUAACUUCAACCACUCACAAAAGUCUUAGAGGCCCACGAGGGGGUAUAAUAUUUUACAAAAAAGGUCCAAAACCUAGGAAAAGAGGAAUGCUUCUGAAUCAAGGAGAUGGAAGUGACAAAUAUGAGUUUGAGGAAAAGAUAAAUUUUGCUGUAUGUCCCGCUCUUCAAGGUGGGCCCCACAACAAUCACAUUGCUGCCCUUGCAAUUGCCCUGAAACAAUUAGCCACUCCAGAAUACAAAGAUUACAUGCAACAAGUGAAGAAAAAUGCUCAAGCAUUAGCAUCCGCUUUGUUGAGAAGAAACUGCAGACUUGUUACUGGAGGCACUGAUAAUCAUUUGUUACUUUGGGAUCUCAGAAACCUUGGAUUACCAGGUAAAAACUUUGAGAAAGUAUGUGAGAUGUGUCAUAUUACUGUUAACAAGAUUGCCAUAUUUGAUGAUAAUGGGACUCUAAUUCCUGGUGGAGUGAGGAUUGGUACUCCUGCAAUGACAUCACGAGGUUGUUUGGAAUCAGAUUUUGAGACAAUGGCAGACUUUCUAUGUAGAGCAGCUCAAAUCACAAGUUCAGUUCAAAGGGAACAUGGAAAAAUGGUGAAAUCUUUCAUCAAAGGACUUGAAAACAACAAAGAGAUUAUCGAUCUUGGAGCUCAAGUUGAGAACUUUGCAAUUCAAUUCGCAAUGCCAGGUCAAGACUUGUAGAAAAAAAAGUUUGGUGGAAGGUGUUAAGGUGAUAACACAACACAAUUUCCUGGAUAUUUUUUAGUUAAUGUUGCGUGGAAGAAAAUGUAACAAAAAAAGAAAAAUGAAAAGUUCAUGAGUAAGUAACAUACAGCUGGGGCUAGUAGGCUGGCAGGCUGGCAUAUAUGAAUAUGAUAUAUAUAUAUUUUUUGAUUUUGACUUUUGAUAAAAUGGGAGAUAUAAUAUUGAAUAGCAUAUUUUUUUUGGUAUUGUUGUGUUCAACUUGUAUGUUCAUAUCUGUUCUUGAUAAUUCUAUUUCGUUCCUCGUUUAUGGUGGUUGAUUAAUUGUGGGAAUGUCAAAUUGGUACCAGAGCUAACAAUGAUAUGAUUUGCUCAUUUCUUUUUUAUUCAUUGAAAUUUAUGUUUGAUUUGUUGAUCG
This is a messenger RNA of Lactuca saligna, 3706 nucleotides long. Lineage: Eukaryota; Viridiplantae; Streptophyta; Magnoliopsida; Asterales; Asteraceae. The record is from the annotation of a GenBank genome assembly.